AAAUAGUUUGCUGCUGUUGUUGUGUAUCAAUUUCACAAUAGGAUUUUAAACCUCAUUUUAAGAGCUAGAUCCUGAGUAGUCACGGGGAAUGUUGUUAUUGUACUGUAUGCACUGUCUCACCUUUAAAAUGAUCCUUAGUUGCAAAGAAUUCAAAUGUUCUACUUUAAAUUUUAAAAGUGCUAUGAAUUAUAGAUCCGAGGAAAAAUGAAAUCUGUUUUGUUGGCCAGAAUUAAAGUCUUACUUUGAAAAUGUCUCGUCUUGAAGCUAAAAAGCCUUCGUUAUUUAUUACUGACCCUUUAACUAAAGAUGGAGUUAGUCGGUCACUGUCCCUGCUGAGUGGAAUAUUAAAAUCUUGCUAUGGUCCUGCUGGUCGGCUCAAACAGCUCCACAAUGGUAUGGGAGGCUAUGUUUGUACAACUUCACAAUCUUCAGCUAUGCUCAGUCGUCUUCCUGUCAGUCAUCCUGUGUUAGGUGUUUUGAUGGCCUCUGUACAGAACCAUAUAUCCCGCUUCAGUGACUGCGGGUUAUUUACUGCCAUUCUCUGCUGUAGUUUGAUUGAGAACUUUAAAAGCCUAAACGUUGCAUCUUGCACUGUCAUUAAAAUAAGCAAGCAUCUUUUGAGUCUGUGUAUGGACUACCUCAAAUCUGAGGCCUGUGGUUGCAGAGUGGCUGUGGAUUUUAGCAGUGUUGAGACUCUUCUUUGUUUGGUACGUAGCAUAUUAAGAAGCAAACCUGCUUGCAUGCUUAAUAAAACAGAGGUUGAUCAUCUCACCACACUGAUUUUAAAGGCUUUUCUAUUUACUGUUCCAUGUCAUGCUGAGAGUAAUGCUGUUUUAGGAAAGUGUGUAAUAGUACCCAUGAAAGGUAGAAGAGUUAUGGAUUCUGCAGUUCUUCCUGGACUACUGAUAGAAGCCCCAGAAAUCCAAUUGGCAAAACCACUUACUGUCAAAAGAGCUUGUUCAAACAUGAUCAAGAUAGCACUUUUCUGUGUAUCCAUGUCAGGAGACAGCUUCAACCCUGAAGAAGGAACUAUAACUGUCCAUCACGGAAUUUCUCUAGAAAUGUCAGAGCUGAAUCAAUUGCUUAACGUAGGCAAGCAGCUGGUUAAUGAUGAGGUUGGCCUUGUAGUGUGCCAGAAAGUUAUCCACCCCUCCUUGAAGCAGUAUCUGAAAGAGAACAGUGUCAUCGCUUUGGACAGAGCUGGGCUGGCUCUCAUGGAACCCCUGAGUCGGAUGACAGGUUCAAAGCCAAUAGGUUCCAUACACAACUUGUCUCCUGGUUGUUAUGGCAGUUUGAAAGACAUGUGCAUUGAGAGUUUUGCUUCCAGAAACUUUGUGCAUCUAAUUCCUAAUGACACAGUUGUCUGCAGCUUGAUACUCUGUAACAGAAGUGAAACAGCAUGGGAUGAAUUGAAGCGUGCUUGUGAAACUGCAGAACAUGUGUUACAGUUAACACUGAAGGAACCUUUGGCGUUAUUAGGAGGUGGCUGUACAGAAACUCACCUGGCUUCCUAUAUAAGACAUAAGAGUUUCAGUCUGUCCACCAGCAGUUUUGAAGAUAUAGGUUGUUCUCAAACACAAUACCAACUGGUUGCUGAUGGGUUUUGCCGUUCCCUGGAAUCUGUAGCUCGCUCUCUGAAUCACAAUGAGGGAGAAAUUCUUACAGACAUGGUUUAUGGACACUGUUGGUUUGUUCCACCAGGUUUUCCACCUGUCUCUAGUUGGUCAGACUUGGUUUCAAAAUGCGGCUGUGGGAUUAAUGGUAAUGGUGAGAAUCUCAAAUGGAGGCCUUUGCAGAGCCAGUUUGGCUUCGCUGUUAUACAGUACUGCCCUAAAGAGCCCCCAGCAAAGGCUGCUGACUUUCUGACGUUGGACUGUUAUGCUGCAAAGUGCAGUGGCCUGCAAGUAGCUCUGGAGACAGCCAAUCUGAUUUUGGAUCUCUUGUACGUCAUCAAAGAUCAAAAUUAGCUCUGAUCUUACGUGAAUUGUAUUGCACAGCAAGAUACUUAAAUGAAAGCAGGUAAUAUAUGAUGUGUUAACAUACUUUAAAUGGUUAGAGUGGACAACAGACAGAAAAUGUAAA
Molecule: messenger RNA, 2082 nt
Organism: Pezoporus occidentalis (night parrot)
Lineage: Eukaryota; Metazoa; Chordata; Aves; Psittaciformes; Psittacidae
Gene: MKKS
Product: MKKS centrosomal shuttling protein
Exons: 4
Coding region: 249-1967 (572 amino acids)
Biological process (GO): intracellular transport; developmental process; chaperone-mediated protein complex assembly
Cellular component (GO): kinociliary basal body; cytoplasm; nucleus
Molecular function (GO): ATP binding
Source: RefSeq, a predicted model, not a curated record